Messenger RNA from Sipha flava (yellow sugarcane aphid), 1069 nucleotides. RefSeq lists its product as uncharacterized. NCBI's taxonomy places the organism in Eukaryota, Metazoa, Arthropoda, Insecta, Hemiptera, Aphididae. The record is from RefSeq and is a predicted model, not a curated record. The coding region runs from base 414 to 875 and encodes 153 amino acids. The transcript has 3 exons.
ACGAAAAGUGUACGAGAGCUAUGUAGUGAUUAAUAAUCAACCGUAUACUAACGGUUAGUGACUAACCUCAGUAUGAUUAAUUAUUCGUUGACAACAACCGUCAUAAAUGUAAAUAUUUAUUACUAAUGUAAAACGUGUAUUGGUUCAAUAGUCAACUUCUGUUUUCGAUGUAAAAUAUUCGAAUAUUUUCAGUCAAAUAGAUUUUGAGUACUAAGGGUUUCCAACAAUAAGUUUUUCAAGUGCGUAUAUAUUACACUAUACUCAUUUAUAUGUGCAAUUAAAAAAGUUUAGCCACAAGUUGAUGAUCCCUCUGUAUUUUUUACUUUUAAACGAAAUUCUAGUCUGGGGCAUAAUAGGUCAUAAUAUUGUAGGUGUAUUAUUGAUAUUAUUAAUAAAAGCGUCAACUUACUACAAUGGAUUUGACUAAAACUGUGAUUACAAAAAAAUUUAUAGAAAUAAUGAAUAGACUAUAUGGUGAUGUGAGUUUUGAGUUGACUCCAAGUAUUAUAGGAGGUCUAAUUAUCGGUGCAUGUACUAUGAUCGGUGGAUUUAUGGGUGGCCGUUUUGGAUUGUUAAUCGGAGGAAGUAUUGGAAGUACCGUUAAUUCAUAUUUUGGACCUAAAAUUAUAACUCUGCAGCAAAUGUUACUACAGUUAGACAUAAACCAACUCAAAUAUUUAUAUAUUUUGUUAAGUGAAGAAAUUAAAAAAAUUGUAGUUAAUGUGCUAGGUUGUGUAUUCAAAGGAAAUAUACAAUUAACAAAUCUUUUAGAAUUGUUUGGUGGUAAUUCUACAGUUCGAUCAAAUGUUAUUGAAAUCAUAUCGAAUUUUUUUAAAGGUAUUUACAGUAAGCGUCUUCAUUUAAUUGCAACAUAGGUGGCCAUUAUGUAUACAUUUAUAAUCCCUAAUUUUAGUAUUUUAUUUAACUAUAUUUUACUAAUGAAUAUACAUGCUUACAAAUAUUUGUACAACUAGAUUUAAAUAAUAAUUUUAUUUUUUUUUUACGAAAGAUAAAGUGGAAUUUUACUAGAGAAUAAUUAUAAUUAUAACUAGGGCUCGGGACUUAUAGC